Clarias gariepinus (North African catfish) is the source of this 4154-nucleotide messenger RNA. Its product is annotated as NLR family CARD domain-containing protein 3-like. The record is from RefSeq and is a predicted model, not a curated record. The transcript has 11 exons. Lineage: Eukaryota; Metazoa; Chordata; Actinopteri; Siluriformes; Clariidae. Gene Ontology annotation, molecular function: protein binding. The coding region runs from base 1239 to 4040 and encodes 933 amino acids.
CCAACUCCUUCUCUCUAAAGAGAUCCUCUGAGAGUAAUCUCUCCAGCUCUACCUCACUGAUACACUAAUCAAUAAUGAUUGACAUGUUCAAAUGAAAUGUUUGCACAGCACUUUGUGUGUAAUUUCAGUUCUGGUUAGUAAAAUUGCGGAGGUAAGUGAGGAGCGAGGCUGACGAGGGCACUGACUCAGGGGCAGAAGGAUCACUACACUUAAUUUAGUGUUCAAAAACAUCCUGUACAUUUUCACCAGUGUUUAUGAUUUAAAUAUUACAUUAUUUAGUUCAUGCCAUCUGUGUUGCUAAUCUUCCACACUGUAUUAUUGUCAUUUGCUAUGAAGGUCACUGUGAAGAUUUACUGUAUAUAAGCAAAACUAAAAAAAAGAAUAAUUAAACAAAUAAACGUUCAUUUCCUCAUUUAAAACAGAAAUGUCUUUACUUCACUUUUUCAUGACCUUCUGCUGUAAUAGAUUAACAGAGCAAUAAAAAGUAAAACAGACAAAAACACAAGACCGCUCUGCAUAAAAUAAUACUACAUUAUAAACACAGCUAUAAUCUGUCUUUAUUUACUAAAGAUCUUUCCUUUAUUUAAGAGGAUUUUUUUUAAAGCAAAGAAACAGACAAUAAUAUUGUUUAAUUUAUUUAUCAUGUAUUAAAGAAGGCGUGAGGGACGACUUGGUGUCUGUUGGUGAAUACAGAACAUCUCCAUGGCUGUGGUGUUGGUAACCACUGCUUACUGCUGUAGAGAAAUAAUCACACAGCAAAGUGAAACUAAACGAGCAGCUUCUGUUCCCUGGUAACACGCACUGUAACACUAACAUGGAAUAUUUCUAAGAAUUAAAACCCAUCACAAAUCAAGUACAUUAAAAUCAUAUAUCUUACAUACACAAUAUAAUUACAAAACAUUAAAACGUUAAUAAAACUUAAAGUCUAUCACUUCCUGGUGAGUGUCCCAAUUAAUGCAUUUUUAUAAACCAGAAUUUACACCUUUACAUACUUACACUUUCUGUUAGUGACCCAUCCCUAGAGACAGAGAGAGAGACAGAGAGAGAGAGAGAGAGAGAGAGCGUUUAUACUCCACCCACUGGAAGCUACACCUAAUCUAACCUGUUUCCUGGGCUGAGACACUUUGGACCUGCUGAAGUCUGCUGGAGGCCACACAAAAGUUUGUGUUUACUGCACACGCCCUCAACAAAGACAGAGAAGUGCACUGAACUGCAAAAGAGAAGUACACUGAGGAGUGAUGGAGGGAAAGAGAUCAGACUCACCAGAACUCAGCUGUGUGUCCAUGAAGAGUGAAGAGUCAAUGGAAGAGCCAAAGAACAUUAGAGACAGAGACAGUUCUACUGAUGUGAGAGUGAUGGAGGGAAAGAGAUCAGACUCACCAGAACCCAGCUGUGUGUCCAUGAGGAGUGACCAGUCAGCGCUCCGUCCAAUUGAUCUCAGAGAUGGAGACCAAAUAGCACAAUCAGAGAAAUCAGAGAGCAGAAAUCAGCUGGAGUCCAUAUUCAAUGAGCUGGAACACAAAGUCAUCACUCUAAUAAAGAACGAACUGAAGAGGUUUGAGAAGCUCCUGAGCCCAGAUUACCCAGCAUGCACCGAGAGAGAGGUGGAGGAUGAGGAGGAUCUGCACAGUGUGAGAGAGGGAGCGCUGAAGAUCACACUGCACGUCCUGAAGAACAUGAACCACACAGAUCUCGCAGAUACACUGAAGAACAAACUUGUCCAGGUGUCUGAGUAUCAGCAAGAUCUUAAAUUCAACCUCAGAAAAAAGUUAAAAAGAAUUAAUGAAGGCAUCUCACAGUAUGGAAGCUCAGCUCUUCUAAAUGAGAUCUACACAGAGCUCUACAUCACAGAGGGUGGGAGUGGAGACGUCUGUAAUGAACAUGAGGUGAGACAGAUUGAGACAGAGUCCAGGAGAGCAGCAACACAGGAGAAACCCAUCAAAUGUAAUGAUCUCUUUAAAGACAAGUCCAUCAGAAGUGUGCUGACCAAAGGAGUUGCUGGAAUUGGAAAAACAGUCUCCGUGCAUAAGUUCACUCUGGACUGGGCUGAAGGAAAAGCAAAUCAGGACGUCACCUUCAUGUUUCCACUUCCCUUUAGAGAGCUGAAUCUGAUGAAGCAGGAAAAUCCCAGUCUGAUGGACCUUCUUUACACGUUUUUCCCUGAAGUUAAGGACUUGAAAGUAAUAACCUGUGACAGCAAAGUCCUGUUCAUCUUUGAUGGUCUGGAUGAGUGUCGACUUCCUUUAAAUUUCCAGGACAAUGAGAGAUUGUGUGAUGUGACCGAGUCAGCCUCAGUGGAUGUGCUGCUGACAAACCUCAUCAAGGGGAACCUGCUUCCCUCUGCUCUCCUCUGGAUCACCUCUCGACCAGGAGCAGCCAAUCAGAUCCCUCUUGAGUAUAUAGACCAGGUAACAGAGGUACGAGGGUUCAGUGAUCCUCAGAAAGAGGAGUACUUCAGGAAGAGGAUCAGUGAUGAGAGCCUGGCCAAUAAAUUUAUCUCACAUGUGAAGUCUUCAAGAAGCCUCUACAUCAUGUGCCACAUCCCAGUCUUCUGCUGGAUCUCAGCCACUGUUCUAGAGAGAAUGUUGGGUGAAGCAGAUAGUGGAGAGAUCCCCAAGACUCUUACUCAAAUGUUCACACAUUUCCUGAUCUUUCAGAUCAAACACAAGGACCAAAAGUAUCAUCAGAAAUGUGACCCUGAUCCUGAGAAGACCAGAGAGAGUAUCAUGGCACUGGGAAAACUGGCUUUCCAACAGCUGGAGAAAAGAAACCUGAUCUUCUAUGAGGAAGACCUGAGAGAGUGUGGCAUUGAUGUGAGAGAAGUGUCAGUGUACUCAGGAGUGUGUACACAAAUCUUUAGAGAGGAGUCUGGGCUUCACCAGGGGAAGGUCUUCAGCUUUGUACAUCUGAGUGUUCAGGAGUUUCUGGCUGCUUUAUACGCAUUUCUCUCUUUUAUCAGCAGAAAUGUAACCAAACAACAAACCUCUGAUCUGUCAGAUCUUUUUACCAAGAAAAACAUUCCUGCUUUCCUGAAGUGUGCAGUGGACAAGGCCUUACAGAGUGAGAAUGGACACCUAGACCUGUUCCUCCGCUUCCUUCUGGGUCUCUCACUGGAGUCCAAUCAGACGCUCCUACGAGACCUAAUGCCACAGACAGGAAACAGCUCUCACAGCAAACAGGAAACAGUUAAGUACAUCAAGAAGAAGAUCAGGGAGAAUCCAUCUCCAGAGAAAUCCAUCAAUUUAUUUCACUGUUUGAAUGAACUGAAUGAUCAUUCUUUAAUGCUGGAAGUAAAAAAGUAUCUGAACAGAGGAGGUUACAGUCGUCUCAGUGGAACAGGACUCUCUCCUGCUCAGUGGUCAGCUCUGGUGUUUGUAAUGCUCAACUCAGAACAGGAGCUGGAUGUGUUCAAUUUAAGGACAUAUGACCCAUCAGAGCAAUGUCUUCUGAAGCUGAUGUCUGUGGUAAAAGUCUGCAGAAAAGCUGAUCUGCGUGAAUGUAAUCUGAAAAAGGAGAGCUGCAGAGUUCUGUCCUCAGUCCUCAGCUCAAACUCCUCCAGACUGAGAGAACUGGACCUGAGUCACAAUAAACUUCAGGACUCAGGAGUGAAGCUGCUCUCUGCUGGACUGGAGAAUCCACACUGUACACUGGAGAAACUAAGGCUGUGGGAGUGUAAUCUGACAGAUGAAAGCUGUAGAGUUCUGUCCUCAGUUCUCAGCUCAAACUCCUCCAAUCUGAGAGAACUGAACCUGAGUGGCAAUGACCUGCAGGAUUCAGGAGUAAAGGUACUCUGUACUGGACUGAAGGGUCCACACUGUACACUGGAGACACUGAGGAUAUGGGAAUGCAACAUUACAGAUGAAGGUUGUGUUGCUUUGGCUUCAGCUCUGAGUUCAAACCCCUCAUCACACCUGAGAGAACUGAAUCUUAAUGGUAACAAAAUAGGAAAAUCAGGGAUGGAGAUGCUCUCUGCAAUACUGAAAAACUCAAAUUACAAACUGGAGAAACUACAUGUCACCAUAAUGUACCAUUCAGUAUGACUCUCAGGACCCUGACACUGAUAAAUACAUUCUUCUAUAUCAUCAUUUACUAUGUGUAUAACCCUUUACUAUUUAAAUCAAGAAUUGUUUUCAUACUACUGUUUCACUGUAUCA